Messenger RNA from Penaeus chinensis, 729 nucleotides. RefSeq names its product probable insulin-like peptide 7 (gene Ilp7). Bases 86 to 613 code for a protein of 175 amino acids. The transcript has 5 exons. Lineage: Eukaryota; Metazoa; Arthropoda; Malacostraca; Decapoda; Penaeidae. The record is from RefSeq and is a predicted model, not a curated record.
GUCAACCACCGAUCCACCGAGGCAGAGGAGCAGGUUUCGCCGGAGACCCAGAGAGGGCGGGAGGGAGCCAGAACAGGCGACCGAGAUGGUGUUGUCGAUGGUGUUGGCCGUUUUCCUGCUCUGUUCGACGUCGCUCGCUCUUGAUCCCGACUUUGUUCGACAGAUUGAGAGCAGGACGGAGCUGGAAUGGCAGACCCUGUGGAGCGAGGAGAGGCUGGCGCUGUGCCGGGCCAAGCUGAGGCAGAACCUGGACGCCAUCUGUGGGAAGGACGUGUUCCGGAGGUCGUCUACCGAGGGGCGUCGGCGCGAUAAGCGAGACGGAAGGCAGCCACUUCCGGCGGAGUCUGAUGAGGCACCUCGUGUCAACCCAUCCACACCUGACACCGGCCAGACCCUCGACAAGCGAAGGUCGCCCUUCCUAAGCGUCCAGCAGGCCAAUCUUUUCGUGACAACGUGGGUUCACGACCAAGGGGGACGGCGCAGGGGCAGAUCCCACUUCAGGCGCCGUCGCCAGUCGCCCUCCAUCACCACCGAGUGCUGCACCGUCGCCGGCUGCACCUGGGAGGAGUACGCGGAAUACUGCCCGUCGUCUAAUCGGGCGCGGCUCUUAUAAGGGCGUCGGAUCCUGUCCUGGGUUCGACCUACUGACGUAUUUUAUUGUUUUAUCUUUUGUUGAUUUUUUAAAUUUGUUUUUGUUUGCACUAUUGUAAUUAUUGACCGUAUGUUCAU